AUAUAAAUGGCUGAAAAUCAAAACGAAAACGUUGCAAAAAUGAAGCAAACUGAAAAUUUCGAAAAAUGGAAUAACCUUCCCCCGGAGAUCAAGUUGAUGUUCACUAGGACACUGGAUUUUGAAACAAGAACCAAUCUCCGCAAUACCGCCUCCACCGAAAAAUCAAUCGUCGACAUAGAGAGAUUCAACUUCGACAGAGUUCAAAUCUUCGGCUCCGAAUGUAUGGUAGAAGCUACAAAAGGCACAGAAGGCCUGUUCAUUGGCGAUUCCUGGACAGAUCAACUCAACGCAAAUCAGUUCAUCCCAGCUCUGGCGUUUAUUCUCACCAGCUGCUCAAUUGAAAAUCUGGAUGUUCUGGAUUCCAGAAGCCUUGUGAAUUUGGAUGAGUUGAAUAAGCAAGUGCCACUGGAAUCAAUUCAAGUAAAGAAUUUCAACGCAGAUACACAUGAUGAUGUGAUGGUUUCUUUUCUACUUGAUAGAUGCUGGAAAAACGUGGAUUCAAUGGAGUUGUACCCGGGGACCGUGCAGUUUCUGGAUAAGCUUCCGAUUAUUCCUUCGGUAAUGAACACAAAACGUUUGAAAGUCAAAAACAACUUUGAUGACAUGAAGCCCUAUCAUUUGCGGCAGUUUGUUGAGAACUGGAUAACGAAUGACUCUGAAGUCGGCACCAAGCUUGAAAUCACUUUUUGUCGUCGGGAAAUUUUCGAUCCUGUGGUUUUCGAUUUUCAGUCUCAAAAUCGAAAAAUAUCCGAAAACGACGGAUUGGUGAAAAUCACGACAGAAAAUAAGGAAAAGAAUAUACUUUUGAAAUUUGUUCCCAGGGAUUAUUUGGAAGACAUCAAAUGCGUUGUGAUACCUUCGAGUGUGAAAGAGGCCGAAUAUGAAGAGUGGCUUAAUUUUUGAGUUUCAGGCUUUUUAAAGUACUUUUAUAUGUCAAUAAAUGAACAAAUUCUU
Messenger RNA from Caenorhabditis elegans, 954 nucleotides. RefSeq names its product F-box associated domain-containing protein (gene R03H10.1). The coding region runs from base 7 to 903 and encodes 298 amino acids. NCBI's taxonomy places the organism in Eukaryota, Metazoa, Nematoda, Chromadorea, Rhabditida, Rhabditidae. The transcript is spliced from 5 exons. The record is from RefSeq and is marked reviewed.